AUGUGCGUGAGUGCGGCAGCCGCCGUGGGGGCGGCGUUCCCGCCGCCUGGGGCCCCCAUCCGGUGUGCCGGCCGCCCCCAGGAGGCGGCCAAUCAGCGCCAAUCUUUGUUCCAAUCGCCGCCUUCCGGGACGCGGCGAAGUAAAACGCAGUCCGGACCUAAGUUUUUCUGCGCGUGCCGGCAGGUGCGCAACGCGACGGCGGUGUUCAUCAUCAACCUGUCGGUGUCGGACCUGUCCUUCUGCUGCUUCAACCUGCCGCUGGCCGCGUCGCUGUUCGCGCAGCGCGCCUGGACGCACGGCGACCUGCUGUGCCGGCUCUUCCCGCUCUUCCGCUACGCCCUCAUGGCCGUCUCGCUCUUCACCGUGCUCGCCAUCACCAUCAACCGAUACGUCAUGAUCGGACACCCCAGGCUCUACCCGAGGCUGUACCGGCGGCGGUGGCUGGCGCUGAUGGUGGCGUCCACGUGGCUGCUCGGCUUCGGCGCGCUGGUGCCCACGUGGCUCGGCGUCUGGGGCCGCUUCGGGCUCGACGACAAGGUGGGGUCGUGCACCAUCCUGCACGACCACAACGAGCGCACGCCCAAGGAGUUCCUCUUCAUCGUCGCCUUCGUCAUACCCUGCAUCGUCAUCGUGGUGUGUUACGCGCGCAUCUUCUACAUCGUGCGCAAGACGGCGCUCAAGUCGCGUGGCCCCCGCGGGGGCGGUUCCAGCGUGGCAGCCGCCUCCGCCAACAGCGGGGGCGGCACCGCCGCCUCCAGGAAGGCCGACGCCGCGCUCUCCUCCUCCGCAGCCAGGGCGCACGCCGUGCUGGAGAACGGCGCUGGAGCGGCGACGCGCUUGGAGGCAGGCUCCAGGCCACUGCUGCUGGACGUGCCGAGGACAGCCCACGAGCCCUCCUCCUCCUCUGGCAUCGAUGUCAGCAAUGCGGGGAGCCUGUGCGACGAGGACGACACCGCAUCUGGGGGCGGGGCCGGGGCCGGGGCCGGGGCCGGCAGCCGCAGCGGCACGCCCACCUCCCUGAGCAGCCGCGGGGGCGGCAGGAGCUGCGGGGGCCGGCGGAGGCGGCGCUCCGGCAGGUCGCCGUCCGCCGUCGCGCUCGGCUCCGCACUCUGCCAGGUGGCAGCAGUGUUUGGCAGAGGGCGCGCACCCAGCGGCAGCCCCUGCUCUGUCCGCAGAUACAGCAACAACAACCUGGCCGCUGCACUGCCCACCAGCCCCCCCGUCCCAGGGAAGAUGACGACGAAGGACAAGAAGCUGCUGAAAAUGAUCCUGGUGAUCUUUGCAUCCUUUGUGGUGUGCUACCUGCCCAUCACGGUCAGCAAGACAUUCCACUCGGUCACCAACCUGCACGGGCUCAACAUCGCUGGCUACAUCCUCAUCUACCUGUCCACAUGCAUAAACCCCAUCAUCUAUGUCGUCAUGAGCUCAGAGUACCGCCAGGCCUACAAAAACCUGCUCAUGUGCCGUGCCUCGUCUGGAGGUGGAGCGACACCCGGCGGAGGCGGUUCUGGGGCGGGGGCGGGACAGCAGCCGCAGCGGCAGGACAACAACCUGAUGGAGCUGGCGGCGGCAGGGACAGCCGGCCGCUGCGGGUCACAGCGAGCAUGACGGUGACGCCGGAGGCCGUGGUGGCGACGGGGGCGCCACCCCCAUCCCCACAGGGAGCUCGCGUCGGCUGCGGGCAGCGGCAGUGGGCGCAAGACUUAGUCGGCGUGGCCUCCCUGCAGUGGGUGAGGGACGGGCCGACGGACACAAAACUUGGACGCCGGCACUGCGGAUGUGUCAUUCCUCUGUGAUGGGUGAGGGAGUGCCAAGUGUUGACCGCCUCACAGGUCUCCAUGUACUGCCACACAGCAGAAAUGGUCAUCAGUGAACAUGUCACUCGUGUUAGUGUUGUACAGUUUUCUCUUCAGUUGUAUGCCUCAACCUACCGUGAGAGCUGAGGGCAGUGAGCUGUUGUGGGACUUAAAUUUUGUGAUAAACGGUGACAGAAACACCUCUGCUUUCAUGUUCGGUUGUCCAUAUUUUGUAACUUGGACACUUUCAAGUUAUACAAUGAAAGAGCUGUCCAGAUCCAGUUUUGUGUAUGUAAAACAACUGUAACACCAGGAAAAAGUUGGGAAUGACAACUCUCACUUCAGUGUCUUUGUACACAAUGUUGUUUAUUUUCUUGCAGAAACUCAAGCUUUUGAACAUCAUCUCCAUGACUUUUGACAGGAGCAACUGACUACUGUGGUGCCCUCUUAUACAGCUUCUGAUCGGUUAGUGGACAUCAUCAUUAUUUCAUUCUGUCAAAGUUUGUGUGUAGAGGCCUGCACUGGUGGUGCCACUACCCGUGUAGUGGCGUAAAUAAAUUGCCCAAUUUCUUCGCAUCAAGGGCUCCCUGUAAUGUACUACUAAGAUUAUAUAGCUGCUAACCCAGCUGAAGUAGUAGUGGCACAUUGUAAUUUCUACUGCCUUUUUAAUGACAGAAUCCCAUUAUGAGUAAGCAAUGGACAAGACAGUUUCACUGAACAGUAUUUGUCAUGCUGUGCUCAGCAACUGGUCGUUUCCCAAGUUUUACUGCACUGUUGAUACUCUGCACAGCAGUCAGAAAUGGUAGAGAUGGACUGAUUGUGAGUAUAUCAAUCAGUCAUGUACGUAGCAGGGACUGUGAGACCAUGUGUGCAUCAUCUCAUUUAUCUACUGAAAUCAUCAUAAAAUAGUUUUUAUGUCUCAUAUUCCAAGGACCCUACCAGUUUGGCUGGAUAUAACACCGCAAGACAGAAGGAGCAUAAUAAGUAGAUCGUCACACGAUUGUUCAAAAUUAUCACAUUUUUGUUUCUUUCAGACCAGGUACUUCAGAUCGUUAAUCUCAGAAUAUAAAAAGAUAAUUCUGUGUCUGACCAUCGGAAUCAGGUGUGGCUGUGUUCAUCAACACAAUGCUCUGUUCACGACUAGAUGACAAAAUAAACUUUACUGUGUGCCAGAUAGUAACGAAAUAGGUGAACCUACCUAAUUGCCGCAGAAAUUUGUAUCAGCUUUUUGGUGGUGUAUAUGCGAUUCAGUAAACCUCCGUCAUCAGCUUCUGUGAGAAAUGUACGACAAAAGAGAAUUAAGUUUCUCAUGAACAGGGAACCAACAGCUCACCACAUAUUAUUAGAAUGCAAAGUAACAAUGCAUACCAAGAAUAACCAAAUGAGGUAAUACUGUCAGAUUUUGUGCUGAAAUUUAUCAUGCAGAAGUGACAAUGGCCAAAUGCAGUUUCAUAUUGAAGAAAUGUGGACUGUUCACCCAAUUUCCAGAACUGGAAUGUAGUCACUUCCCUGAACAUACACAGCCACAUGGAAGGAUUUGUUGGUGCUUAAGUUUUUUGUCAUGAUGUGAUGACUGCUUUUGUGUUCACGUUGGUUUAUUUCCCUUACUGAUACAGCUAAUUGAUAUUUAAGUAUGUUUGAAUUAUCUGUUGUAGUUUUAUCUCAGUAUGAAAAAAAUCGCUUUAUUGCACUUCCAUUUUUCAGAAUUAUGCUCAGUGUCCUCUCAUCAACAUUUUGUUUUUAAAACAUGAGAAAAAGCUUAGCUGGAGUGAGCUUAAGCAUUUGAUCAAAUAUGUUUUCAAACCAAAUAGUUCACCUGUAGUUUCAGUCUCAUGGAAGUGUACUUGAAAGACUGAAUAAAUUGGCGCAGCAUUGAGGACAAUGAUUGUACAGAUUCCCCAUGUAGGUUUUUCUUUGAUUUCCAUAAAUGUCCUAAGAUGAAUGCAAAGAUUGCUCCUUUGAAGGACACAUCUGAUUCCCUUCUCCAGUCUCAACUUGUGUUUCAUCUCUAAUGGCCUUCUCCUCAAUGAAACGUUACACAUUUAGGGUCCUUUUAUCUCUCCUAACUGAGAGAACAGAUGUUCAGGGAGACAAAAUAUACAAAUUAUAAUGUACUUGUUAUGCACAAGGAAAUUGGUUUGAUUGCUAUGCAAAAAUUAGGAUAUGAUAUAUGUCAAUAAAACUUGACAACAUGUUCUUUAUUGGUUAUUUUUUCUUAGUAGAUUGUGCAGCUUUCUUUUCUAAUAAUCUGUAAUGAAGUGUGAAUAUGCUGUUUAAGCAAGUACAGAAAGAAUUGUGUUAGUUUGUUCUAUUUCUACCAUAGAAUGCGAUGGUGACUGUCCAUUGAAAUGCAUCGUUUAUAUCUAAUGUGGAAGAAUAAAGAUGUUUCAUUGUGUAAGUGCAGCAUGAUCACUGGUGUCUUUGGAGACUAUAAUAAGCGUUUUACAGUUCUUUAUCUGUACAAAUUUCUUUGUGAAAACUGCAACUGUUUUACCUUUUACAUGCAUGUGAAUCACAUCCUAUGUCAUUAAACAUCACCAAUGUCCAAUCUUAAUAUUUUGUAGUGAAAGUUCAAAGGGUAAAUAUUUACAGACUAAUAAAGAUGUGACCCAUUUACAUGUGCAUGUAUUACUGCAUACCACAUAGGUGCAUUCCAAGAAUAAUUACAGUAAGUAUUUAAUCUCAAUGAUAUUAAUGAUUUCACCAAUGACUUAUUUUUGUGGUCGAUAUCUCUUCAUACAAAUGUCUUAGUGCGUAGCUCGAUGUGUAAUCAGUCAUAAAAGUUAGCUGUUCCGAAACAUCAAGUGCAGGCUCUAGAUUUUUAGGUUUCUGUUUCUUUAUGGAAUUGCCCUGCUCUCAUCUCUUUGCUUGAAAAUUACUAAAUGUAUGGUCGGAAGACAAUUAUGUGCAAUUUGGGGAAAAUGUAUGCAGAGAUGCAUAAUGUAGUUAGAACAGGGUAAAAUCUUAUUUUUAUAUUAAGUGUGGGCUGGGUUACCCAAGAAGACCAAUGAUUACUUAUAAGUAAAGAAAAUUGAAAAUGCUAUCAAAGGAGAAGGCAAAAAUCUGGUAUCAUUACAUUUGUAAAGAACUGAAAUAAUUGUCAUUUAGCUUUUUUAAACUAUGUAGUUUAAGUCCUACUUGCCUCAGAAAUGUGUAACAUAUUUUAUAUAACUGCAAGAUUGCAAA
This is a messenger RNA of Schistocerca nitens (vagrant locust), 4982 nucleotides long. Its product is annotated as G-protein coupled receptor moody. Gene Ontology annotation, molecular function: G protein-coupled receptor activity. Bases 1 to 1608 code for a protein of 535 amino acids. NCBI's taxonomy places the organism in Eukaryota, Metazoa, Arthropoda, Insecta, Orthoptera, Acrididae. Gene Ontology annotation, cellular component: membrane. The transcript has 9 exons. Gene Ontology annotation, biological process: G protein-coupled receptor signaling pathway. The record is from RefSeq and is a predicted model, not a curated record.